CUGCUUUUUUUCUGCAGGACUCCUACCUUCCUAGCCAUUACUUUCAGAAGUAUCAGUGAUUAAAGAUAUCGAAAAUUUAUACAGUGGUAAAUAUGGCAAAGCACUGUUUGCUGCUGCUGCUACUGUAUUUCUGUGCUGCAGUCUUGGCAGUACAAAGAGAGUAUUUCAUUGGAAUCAGAGAAGUGAUGUGGAACUAUGCCCCUAGCAAGAAGAAUUUAAUAACCGGAAAACCUGUUGGAGAAGAUGAACAUGCUGAGACAUUCCUGAUGAAGGCACCAACCAGAAUUGGAAGUGUUUAUAAAAAAGCUGUUUAUGUACAAUAUACCAAUGGGUCUUACAGUGAACCAGUACCCAAACCUGAAUGGAUGGGACUUUUGGGCCCUGUAAUAAAGGCAGAAGCAGGAGAUUCCAUUGUUGUCCACUUAAAGAACUUUGCUAAUAGACCUUAUAGCUUGCAUUCUCAUGGAAUGAAAUAUACAAAGGAUAAUGAAGGAGCUUUUUACCCUGACAACACCCCAAACGAGCAAAAGAAGGAUGACGUGGUAAAACCUAAAGAAUCCUAUACAUAUCAUUGGGAUUUGACUGAUGACCACGCACCAGCAGAAAAUGAUGAAGAUUGUGUGACUAGGAUUUACCAUUCUCACAUCGAUACACCGAAGGAUAUUUCUAGUGGUCUCAUAGGCCCUCUAAUAAUAUGUAAAAAAGGCACUUUGACUCCAAACAGGCCUCCAGCCUUUGACUAUGAAUUUUUUCUGAUGUUUACGGUGAUGGAUGAAAACACGAGCUGGUACAUUGAUGAGAAUAUUCAAACAUUCUGCACUGCUGCCACUACAGUUGAUAAGGAAGAUGAAGAUUUUCAGGAGAGCAACAAGAUGCAUUCAAUCAAUGGUUUUGUGUAUGGAAAUCUUCCUGGCCUAUCAAUGUGCUUAGACAAGAAGGUUGCCUGGUAUCUCAUUGGCAUCGGUAAUGAAGUGGACAUUCACUCAGCAUUUUUUUAUGGACAGAUCCUUACGGAGAGACAACAGCAUGUUGACACCAUCAGCCUUUUCCCUGCUACAUUUGUUCGUGCUAAUAUGGUUCCAAAGAGGCCUGGAAAAUGGCUUCUGAGCUGUCAAGUCAAUGAUCACUUAGAAGCUGGCAUGCAGGCACUCUUUGAAGUCAAAGACUGUUCACCUGAAAAGCAGCCUGAGCCAGUUUCUAAGAAUUGCCAAACAAGACAUUACUACAUUUCUGCUGAGGAAAUCAUUUGGGACUAUGGACCAAAGGGAACAAAUGACUUCACAGGAGAACAAUUAGAUCUACCAGACAGUGAAUCAGCACCAUUUUUUGAAAAAGGCCCAACGAGGAUUGGGGGAAAGUACAAAAAGGCAGUUUAUAGCGAGUACACAGAUGGAACCUUCACUACCCCCAAGAAGAGAACUGCUGCUGAAGAGCACUUGGGAGUAUUGGGGCCUGUGAUAAAAGCAGAAGUUGGAGACAUUGUAAAAGUGACAUUCCUGAAUAAUGCCAGUCACCCCUUCAGUAUCCAGCCCCAUGGAGUGCUUUACAGCAAGGAGUUUGAAGGAACACCAUAUCAGAGUACUACUGGAAAAGACCAUGUGGCCCAGCCAUUAGGAUCCAGUGUAAUGCCUGGCAAGAAUUUCACCUAUGAAUGGCAGGUACCACUAGAAGCAGGUCCUGCAAAUGAUGAUGACCCAGACUGUGUUACCUGGCUUUAUUUCUCAUCUGUCGACUCAAUAAAGGACACCAGCGCAGGACUUGUAGGCCCCCUUUUAGUCUGCCGAAAAAGCAGUUUGUCAUCUACAGGAAAACAGGUUAAUGUGGAAAAAGAAUUUUUCAUGCUGGCUACAGUAUUUGAUGAAAAUCUGAGUUGGUACUUGGAUGAAAAUAUCAAAAUGUUCGCAUCAAAGCCUACACAAGUAAACAAAGAGGAUGAAGACUUCCAGGAGUCAAAUAAGAUGCAUUCAAUCAAUGGCUACAUGUAUGGAAACCAGCCUGGACUGGAGCUGUGCAACAGAGUUAAAGUUGCCUGGCAUAUGAUUGGUCUGGGAUCAGAAGUUGACAUACAUGGGAUCUACUUUGAUGGAAAUACAUUUAUUACCAGAGGAACAAGAAGAGACACAGCUAACCUUUUCCCCCACAUCUCUACCACAUUAAUCAUGAAGCCUGACACAGAAGGCAUUUUUGAGCUUUCAUGUAAGACAACAGAUCACUAUACAGGAGGGAUGAAACAGCAUUAUAAAGUGAGCUCGUGCUCGUCCUGGAAACCGUAUAUGCCCAGUAUCACUCUUGUUGAAAAAAAGUAUUACAUCGCAGCAGUGGAGGUCGAAUGGGACUACUCACCAAACAGGACCUGGGAACAGAAGAGACAUGAGUUCCAUAAUGAAAGCCCUGGCAAUGCCUUUUUGGACAAAGGAGAUGUACUAAUCGGUUCAAAAUAUAAAAAAGUUAUUUACCGUCAAUACACUGACAAAACAUUCACAAAAGUUAAGGAGAGAAAACCAGAAGAAGAGCACCUGGGAAUACUUGGGCCAUUGAUACAUGCACAUCCAAAUGAAAAAGUCAAAGUGGUCUUUAAAAACAUGGCCAGCAGAGAAUAUUCCAUUCAUGCACAUGGAGUUAAGACGGACAGCCCUGUAAUAACAUCUACCAAACCAGGUGAAACCAAUACAUAUGUCUGGAAAAUCCCUAAAAGGUCUGGUCCAGAGAAGGGAGACUCAGAUUGCAUUGUUUGGGCAUACUACUCAUACGUGGAUCCUGUCAAGGAUACUUUCACUGGACUCAUAGGUCCUCUUGUCAUUUGCCGUACAAACAUUUUUCACAUGAGUAAAGUAAAGGACACUUUAGAAUUUGCUCUUUUAUUCAUGGUUUUUGAUGAGAAUGAAUCCUGGUACAUUGAUGAGAACAUCCAGACCUACUGUAGGACACCAAAAAAAGUUGAUAAAGAAUCUGAAGAGUUCCUGGAAAGCAACAAACUGCACGCCAUCAAUGGGAAAGUUUAUGGAAACCUGGAAGGCCUCACAAUGCAUGUUGGAGACAAGGUUAACUGGUACCUAAUAGGAAUGGGUAAUGAGGUUGACAUUCACACCGCUCACUUCCAUGGACACAGCUUUGAUUAUAAGAGUACAGGAGUAUACCGGGCAGAUGUAUAUGACUUAUUUCCAGGAACAUUCCAAGCACUACAAAUGACUGCUAAGUAUCCUGGUACCUGGCUGCUUCACUGUCACGUGGCAGACCACAUUCAUGGUGGUAUGGAAACAACCUAUACAGUCCUUGAAAAAGAAGAAAAGCCUCUACUAUCAAAAGUGAAAGAUUUCUUUACGCAAAACUGAUACCUGCCACACUGUGGAAUAAUCAGCAUGAAAUGUAAAACUGUAUACCAGAAUAAUGUAUAUCACUUUUGUUAAUAAUUUAAUAAAAUGAAAACCAUAAUGA
This is a messenger RNA of Protopterus annectens (West African lungfish), 3435 nucleotides long. RefSeq names its product ceruloplasmin (gene CP). The record is from RefSeq and is a predicted model, not a curated record. The coding region runs from base 93 to 3332 and encodes 1079 amino acids. Lineage: Eukaryota; Metazoa; Chordata; Ceratodontiformes; Protopteridae. Gene Ontology annotation, molecular function: oxidoreductase activity; copper ion binding. Gene Ontology annotation, cellular component: plasma membrane. The transcript has 19 exons. Gene Ontology annotation, biological process: iron ion transport.